This is a messenger RNA of Selaginella moellendorffii, 1117 nucleotides long. RefSeq names its product pyridoxal reductase, chloroplastic. Gene Ontology annotation, cellular component: cytoplasm. Bases 30 to 1058 code for a protein of 342 amino acids. NCBI's taxonomy places the organism in Eukaryota, Viridiplantae, Streptophyta, Lycopodiopsida, Selaginellales, Selaginellaceae. The transcript is spliced from 8 exons. The record is from RefSeq and is a predicted model, not a curated record.
UAUUUCACAGCUUCUUCCCUCGAGAAUCUAUGUCUUCACUACUACCGUUCAUGCCAGCACUUUGGCCAUGGGACAAGGUGAAGCUUGGCCCUGUAAAGGUCUCUCCAAUGGGAUUGGGAACUUGGGCAUGGGGUAACACACUGCUGUGGGGAUACAAUCCCUCCAUGGACAACGAGCUUCAGCAGCUCUUCAACUUUGCAACUUCCAAAGGUGUUAAUUUCUUUGACACAGCGGAUUCGUAUGGCACAGGAAAACUGAAUGGGCGAAGCGAGAUUCUUCUGGGCAAAUUUAUCCGAGAGUUCCAACAAGGCACUCAAAAAGAUAUUGUGAUUGCCACCAAGUUUGCGGCUUAUCCAUGGCGAGUUACACCAUGGCAAAUGGUUCAAGCUUGCAAAGGAUCUUUGCGAAGAUUACAAAUGGAACAGCUUGGAAUUGGUCAGCUGCAUUGGUCAGCUGCAAAUUAUGCUCCAUUCCAAGAACAAGCACUGUGGUCCGGCCUUGCGGAAAUUUACAAGGAGGGACUUGUGAAGGCCGUGGGUGUAAGUAACUAUGGACCGAAGCAACUGGUAAAAAUCCACAAGUAUUUGGAAAAGCAAGGAGUUCCUCUAAGCUCUGCCCAGGUCCAAUUCUCUCUUCUAAGCAUGGGGACCGAUCAAAUGGAGGUUAAAUCCGUGUGCGAUGACUUGGGAAUCAAAGUCAUUGCUUACAGUCCUUUAGGACUUGGAAUGCUCACGGGAAAAUACCAAGCGUCGUCAACCAGCCUUCCACAGGGACCGCGGGGAUUGCUCUUCUCUCGAGUUUUGCCGGGAAUUACACCGCUGCUGGACGCCCUGGAAGAGAUCGCGAGAAAAAGGAAGAAGACAAUGUCACAGGUAGCAAUCAACUGGUGCAUUUGCAAGGGAACGAUCCCAAUCCCCGGAGUCAAGACCCUGGAUCAAGCACGAGAGAACCUGGGCGCGCUUGGCUGGCGGCUCUCCAGCGACGAAAUCGCCCAGAUCGAAGCAGCAGCAGCGAAUUCUCCCCAGAAGAUGAUCCAAAACAUCUUCCAGACGAAGUGAAAGCUUUCGCGCGCAAACUCAGAAGUUUAAAAAAGAUUUUGAAAUCUAGGGUUUGCAAA